Saccostrea cuccullata (small rock oyster) is the source of this 2421-nucleotide messenger RNA. RefSeq names its product proteasome subunit beta type-5-like. Gene Ontology annotation, biological process: protein monoubiquitination. Gene Ontology annotation, molecular function: threonine-type endopeptidase activity; zinc ion binding; ubiquitin protein ligase activity. Lineage: Eukaryota; Metazoa; Mollusca; Bivalvia; Ostreida; Ostreidae. The transcript has 5 exons. The record is from RefSeq and is a predicted model, not a curated record. Bases 1 to 2304 code for a protein of 767 amino acids. Gene Ontology annotation, cellular component: proteasome core complex.
AUGGCUCAACGUGUGGUUAAAAAUGUUGAAAACGACUACUUAAUUUGCAGCAUUUGUUUAGGAAGAUAUGAAAAUCCUAAACUACUACCGUGUGGGCAUACAUUUUGUCGUCAAUGUUUAAACGACCAUAUUACUUUGACAGUUACGGACCGUGCGGCUCAAGGGUUCAAUUGCCCAAAUGACCGAUCCCUUGUGAAGCGACCGAAAGUGGGUCUAAAUCCAAAGCAAUGGGCGGACGCUUUCCCCACAGACACCUUUCUCGUGAGUUUAGUACAAGCUGUAGCCUCGCAUGAAGGCGGGGGUCCUCCGCCAGUCGGAGCAAAUGCUUCCCAGAACACCGAACAGACGACUGAUGGCGAAGUGGCGGGAAGUUCUAACGGUCCUCGAUGUGAAAAGCAUCCUGACAGACAGAUUGAGUUCUUCUGUCUUGGUUGUAGUACUUCAAUAUGUCCAGUUUGUGCUGUGAGAGAACACAGAAAAAGGACGUGUGAGUGUGUCUCUGUGUCCGAAGCGAUGGAGAGACAGAGGCCAAGAAUUCAAGCAUUGAAAAGAAGAUUCGAAACUCAGAUUCAAAAAAUUCAAAGGUUAAACCGGGGAGAUGGAAUCCUAAAUGGCACCUUUACAAGUAGUAAAGAGAGAGCAUUGAAUACACUGAAUGACAUAGAAGCAAAACUGGGUACCUUUUUCCAAGUGAUUCUCCAGCAAGUGGAAGUUCUUCGUCAGCAAGUGAAUGAGGCAACAGUGAAUUUCGCGGGCGAAAACCAGCAGCUGAACUCUGUUCUUGAAAACAUAGAAUCGACAAAGCUUACUUUUGAAAACAUGUGCAAUAUUAAUCAUAGUGCUGAGGUGUUGAAUAUUCUUCCUAGGAUGGAAACACAAGCAGACGAGUUUGACACUGCCAUGCAAACUGCCAAUCAAAAUGCUGGAAUGCAACUCGAUGUGGUCACCAAUACUUCAUUUGAAAGUUUCCUACGUAAUCCUCCACCAAUCGGCACCCUUAAGGUUACACGUGGUAGUAGAAACAACACCAGAAGACCACCCAACAGACGGGACCAAACAAGAAACCGCAGUGGAAACCCAUCUCAGGAAUACCAAAGGCAGACAUCCACUGGAGCAGUGCGACCGACAAACACUCCUCGGCCUACACGAGAACCAAGACCAACAAGAACGAUCAGCAAAGUCAACGUCAAAGUUGCGUCAGAGGCCGUGUCUGCUUGGCAUCUGACAGGUGUUGUGUUUGUUGGAAAUACCAUUGUUGUAACAGAUAACUUAAAUGAGAUGGUUCGACAAGUGUCUAUAUCAUCACAGGCUCUGAAUCUCACAUUGCCCUUAGAAAAACCUGUUUCAAUUUGCAACGUGUCUUGUCCUACAGACGUCGCAGUGACACAACCAGAUAAAAGAACCAUUACGAUAAUAUCAACAGAACGAGGAUUGAAUGUCAAAGGGACUGUGCGUACCAACAAAGCUUACGAAGGGAUCGCUCAGAUGCAGAGUGGGGACUUUGUAGUGUCCUGCAUCCAAGGCAGAAUGUCCAUUGACGUCAUCGAUAGAGGAGGUCACGUGUUAAAGUCGAUUGAACGGUCGUACUCUCUUCGAUGCCCACGCUUCCUGUCUGUUACCUCUGCAGGGAGAGUGAUCGUCACCGACAAGGAGCAGAAACACAUUGUCAGCCUCAACUUCGAAACUAGCCAAUUAGACUGGACCUACUCUACCCAGUACUCUCCCUGGGGAUUGGCUUGUGACCAGGAUGGGAAAAUAUUUAUUUGUUUGGACAACAAUUCUGUACAAGUCGUCUCCGAAGAGGGCCACCUGAUCCAGGACAAAUUUGUUACCGAAAACGAUGGAAUCAAAACACCACAUGCAAUAUGUGCGCGUCGUGGACAAAUUGCCAUGACUGAAUUUGGACCAAGAACACCAACACAUUUACUAAGCGAUGUAUUAGCUACAACAAACAACUUUACUGUACCUUAUGGCAUUGACGGAACUAUGAUUUGUGGAUGGGAUAAAAGGGGACCUGGUCUUUACUAUGUUGACAGUGAUGGAGAAAGAAUGUCCAACAAUAUAUACUCAGUGGGUUCUGGGUCAGUUUAUGCCUAUGGUGUUUUAGACAGUGGAUAUCGUUAUGACCUCUCAGUGGAGGAAGCUAUUGACUUAGGGAGGAGGUCAAUUUACCACGCCACCCACAGGGACGCAUACAGUGGUGGAGUCGUCAACUUGUACCAUAUGAAGGAGACAGGAUGGGAGUUCAUCUCUCAGACGGACGUGUUUGAUCUCCAUUAUCAGUACCAGGCCGAGAAGAAGUAGAGACAAUAUGUGAUUCUAUAAAUAAAAGUGCUACCUGAACAUUGCAUCAUCUCUUGACUGAAAUAUCAUGCUUAAAACUUUAAUUAUUUCAUUAAUAAAUAUAUUCAUUAAAAAUGU